Molecule: messenger RNA, 2259 nt
Organism: Notolabrus celidotus (New Zealand spotty)
Lineage: Eukaryota; Metazoa; Chordata; Actinopteri; Labriformes; Labridae
Gene: uap1l1
Product: UDP-N-acetylglucosamine pyrophosphorylase 1, like 1
Exons: 10
Coding region: 407-1915 (502 amino acids)
Biological process (GO): UDP-N-acetylglucosamine biosynthetic process
Molecular function (GO): UDP-N-acetylglucosamine diphosphorylase activity
Source: RefSeq, a predicted model, not a curated record
UGAGGAGGUCAGCUGCCACCACAGAAGAAGAAGAAGAAGAAGAAGAGGAGUGCUUGGACGUGUGAGAGUAAAAACGCUUACACAGACUUUAUAAUGGCCUCUUCUAGCAGUCUGGUCUUUGAGCAGACUUCCCUGCGGUGCUGUCAGCUGAUCCUGGACGCUGAUUCAGCAGAGUCUCUCCCUGAACUCUCCUCCUGUGUUUACCUGUUGCUGUGAGAACGUCCUGCAGACUCCGGAGGUCUCUCCUGUUAGUUUGAGUCUCUCACCGCAGGAUCCCGGACCAGCAGUCACGAGUUCCUCCUGACACACACUCACUUCCUGGAAACCACCUCAGCCCCCCUGCAGAUCCACAGCCCAGACUGGAGGAAGAGUCUGGAUUUAAUCCGCUUUCUCUCAGAGACUCAACAUGCUGUCAUAUGAAGACCUGCAGCAGGGUCUGGAGGCUGCAGGACAAACCCACAUCCUGCAGUUCUGGUCCGAGCUGAGUGAGGAGGAGAGGGGCAGCUUUCUGCAGGAGCUAUCUCAGCUGGACCUGAAGGGACUGAAGGAUCACUGUGAGGGGGCUCAGAGGGCUGCAGAGUCCCCGCCGGAGAGUCUGGACCAGCACAUAGAGCCGGUCCCUGCUGGGUCCAUCGGCAGCGUGAGGAAAAGUGACAGAAAAGGUCUGAGAGAGUGGGAAGAUGAAGGUCUCCUGCAGAUCUCACAGAACCGUGUCGGAGUCCUGCUGCUGGCUGGGGGUCAGGGGACUCGUCUCGGUGUUCAGUACCCCAAAGGGAUGUACAACGUCGGGCUGCCGAGUGGGAAGACGCUGUAUCAGAUCCAAGCUGAGAGGAUCCACAGAGUCCAGCAGUUGGCCGAGAGGAGGCACGGCUCCAGGUGUACGGUCCCAUGGUACAUCAUGACCAGCGAGUUCACUCUGACUCCCACACAGAAGUUCUUUCAGGAGAACAAUCACUUCGGUCUGAAGCCGUCAGACGUCAUCAUGUUCGAACAGAGGAUGAUCCCGGCGGUGACCUUUGAGGGAAAGGUCAUCCUGCAGGGGAAGGGGAAGAUUGCCAUGGCUCCAGACGGGAACGGGGGUCUGUACCAGGCUCUGGUGGACAACGCGGUGCUGGAGGACAUGAAGAAGAGAGGGGUGGAGUACCUCCAUGUUUACUGCGUGGACAACAUCCUGGUCAAGAUGGCUGACCCGGUGUUUGUGGGGUUCUGUGUGAGCAGAGGGGCGGACUGUGGAGCGAAGGUGGUGGAGAAGGCGUGUCCUGCAGAGCCAGUGGGCGUGGUCUGCAGAGUGCAGGGCGUCACACAGGUGGUGGAGUACAGCGAGAUCAAACCAGAGACCGCCGAGCUCAGAGAACCCGGAGGGGAACUGGUGUUCCGUGCCGGGAACAUCUGCAACCACUUCUUCACCCGAUCCUUCCUGCAGGACGUUGCUGAGAAGUUUAAAGACCAGCUGAAACAACAUGUUGCAUUGAAGAAAGUUCCCUUCGUGGACUUGUGUGGGAAUCAAGUCAAACCCACCAAACCCAACGGCAUAAAGAUGGAGAAGUUUGUGUUUGAUGUCUUUCCUUUCUCCAGGAACUUUGUUGCUUUCGAGGUCUUGAGAGAGGACGAGUUCUCCCCGCUAAAAAACGCAGACGGAGCGCCGUCAGACAGCCCGACCACAGCCAGAAACUCUCUGCUGAAUCAACACUGCCGCUGGGCAGUGGCUGCAGGAGCCACGCUGACGGAUGAACAAGGGAAUAAUGUUCCUGCUUCAACUAGUGUUUCUGCAGGAGAUGUUCCUCCAGCUCGAUGUGAGAUUUCACCGCUGGUCUCUUACUUUGGAGAGGAUCUGGAUCAGAUGCUGAGAGGGAGAACUCUGCAGAGUCCGUUUAUACUGGAUGAGAAAAAGGCCAGAGAGCUGCAGGCUCAGUGAUGUGAUGUGAUGAACUGCAGAGAGUUCUGCAGAGCGAGGAGAAGAUGCAUCUGAGUACCUUGUUUACCUGAGAUGUAUACUAUAAUUAUAUGCAUCUUUUUUUUUUGCCUAAAGCUACAAAUACUCUUGUAAUCUCUUGAAAUCAAAUACGGGGCUGUAAAUGACAAUGGAAAUUUAUAAAGCUUUUUUACACAUGAAAACAAAGAUACGACAUACCUCAGGUUUGUUUCUCUCCUGGCUUUUAUUUUAAUUAAUUCAACUCUACAUUAAUGUCCUCAAACUUUCAUGGGUCAUGAGUUAAUUUUAAGCCUUUGUUAUGAUAUUAAUAAAAUUAUUACAACAAA